Phytophthora infestans T30-4 is the source of this 1176-nucleotide messenger RNA. RefSeq names its product carbohydrate esterase, putative. The record is from RefSeq and is a predicted model, not a curated record. Bases 1 to 1176 code for a protein of 391 amino acids. Gene Ontology annotation, molecular function: hydrolase activity. The transcript has a single exon. NCBI's taxonomy places the organism in Eukaryota, Oomycota, Peronosporomycetes, Peronosporales, Peronosporaceae.
AUGGAGACCGCACGAUUCCUGGUUCAAAUCUCCCGGACGCUUGGGAGCACGACAGUGCAGUUCGUUUCUCGGGGGUUCAAGCCAAAGUUUUCCAAAUGGACGCUUCGCUUCGAGCUCGUUCGUGGUGUUAUGCACGACGCUGCCACCAUGUUCGGUGAUCGCAUGGUGGAUCCGAUCCAAGCCCCAGUCGUCCGUUGGCACAGUGAGCUAUUUGGGUCGUUCAUGGGGUGGUUUGCUCUUCGUCGUUAUGAUCUACAGCUCCAAUCAGUGCACUACAACGGGCUGGAGCACCUUUGGGUGAAAUCAUCUUUUUCAAGUACUAAGGACAGGAAACGGCUGGUGAUGCUCUUCUACCAUGGAGGUGGUUAUUCUGUACUCAGUCCACGUAUGUACAUUCCAUUCUGCUGCGAGCUCUUGGACGCAGUCAAGCGCAAGAUGAGCUUACAGACGUCUGGUGAAGACAUCACGGUCGACUUGUUCAUGGCAAAUUACCGCAAGAUACCAGAAUAUCCGUUUCCAGCACCAGCCGAAGAUGCUGUCGCCAUGUACGAAUAUUUGCUCCAGCACGAGAAGCUGGAGCCCUCUCAAAUCAUUCUAGUGGGCGACAGUGCCGGUGGUGGUCUUGUCAUGUCCACACUGCUUCGAGUUCGAGACGGGAAGUCAAGUUGGAAGCCAAAGCUGCCACUGCCACUUGCUGCUAUUGUAGCAUGUCCGCUUGCUGAUCUCACGGGUGAUGAUGGCAAGAACAAGGCUCCGAACUGCGUACUCUCUCCGAGUAUCAUCGCCGCUAGUGUUGAGACGUAUCGUCCAAGUGGCAAGAACCCCCUCGAAUGGGCAGAUGCCUCGCCAGUGCAUUGCGAUCUACAAGGCCUUCCCCCGAUUCUUCUUCAAGCUGCCAGCUUCGAUUAUCUGUUUGCUCACUCACGUCGACUGGCUGCCAAAGCGAAAGCCGAUGGAGUCACCAACUGGGAAAUCGAUAUUCACGACGGAGUCGUCCAUGUCUUCAUGGUUUUUCCCUCUUUCGUGCUGCCUUACGCUCGGGUUGGGAUCCAGAAAAUGGCCCAAUAUGCUGCUAAAAAGUUCUUGACCAGCCCCAUCAUGCAAGGGAACCCCAACAAAGUUCUGGAGACAGAAACGGCACCGACUAAGCAGAUUGUACCACCUGCAGCAGCCUAA